AUGUGGUAUAAUAGGCAAGGCAUCCCUCCACCCGUUCCUAAUAGGCCUGCUGAUACUGCUAAUAAAGGAGCUCCUUCCUUACCGCCUCGCGUAAAUGUUCAGCGACCAAUUUGUUCUUCUGAGAAUCCCUAUAAACCUCGAGACAGUAUGGUUGCAGAUGAAUCAUUGCACAUAUCAGGCAGCUCUGAACCCUUAGCCGAUACUCAAAUGAGUAGCGACAACAUUUUUCAAUCUCCUGUCCUUUCUAACUUGAAGGCCCCUCCUUCUGUCUUCAAUAUUGUUCAACAUCCGGUACCAAAGCCGAAUAUUGAUGAUCAAACUGUUGAUCCAUUGGAGACAAACAAGUUUUACACAAACAUGUUACUAGAGGAUAAUACACAACCGAUAUGGACACAUCCUUAUUCACUUUGGUUUUCUCGUGACCCAGAAUUGUUUGGCUUAGCCGCCAAUCAUACUUUAGCUUCUCAAAAGGUUUUCGAUACAACUACAAAUCCUCCCAGAUUCUACUUCAAUCCCACAAAUAUAAAAUCAUUUAUAUUCAAGGCAAGGGAAUUCGGCUCUGCAAAUGAUAUUAAGCCUGAAUUCCGAGACAUGAAACAUAUGUCCAUGCGCUUGCUGAUGUCCUUAAGUAAUUCCCAGUUUAUAGAAUUCCCGUUGGUUCAAGGGAUGGGCUUUGUCACGGCUAUUUACCACGAUUUAGGUUUUGAAUUAAGAAGCGCUGUUGGUUUCAGGAGCUUAGAGCGUUUGAGUGUGAAUGAAAGAUAUGUUAAGUAUAAUAUACAACUUGAAGAUAAUAGAAACUGGUCCCUUUAUCUGACGUCACCCAAUCACUCUUUUCCACAAGAUUUUCAAAUUUCAUUACCCAACAACAAUACAAUAAUAUCUUCUCAUAAAAUAGAUGUUCUUAUUUGUCAAUUAUCUGGAGAUUCCGUUCCCAAUAUUGAUAUGGCAGCAGGCUGUUAUCCAGUAUCGUGCGACUUAUUAGGGCAAACUGUUAAUGAACAGCUCACAAAUUAUAGAUUUAACUAUACGGUUGCAGGCUACUCGCAGUCUGGCACUACAUUAAUGUAUGCUCUGCCACAUCAUAAAGCUGCAUUCACGGCAGAAAUGCAGGAACGGGAAAUCGCCUCUAAUUUGGAUUCUACGGUUAAAGGCUUAAUGACCGGUUACCUCACAAACAGUUUUGAUAUGCAGGUACAGGUGCCCCAAGAAUUAGGAUUUGAACCUAUUGCCCUAUCUUUGAAUAAGAAAGCUAAUUACAGUCAGGAAAAGCUAUCUAAAAUUCGAGAAGCCGCUGUUCAAGAGAUUCAACUUAGUGACCCUCAGCAAGAAUCAAACAUAGAUUCUAUGUAUUUUUCUGGCAAAAUACUUGCAAAGUAUGCGUGGAUUCUUUAUGUAACGCAUUACAUCCUUCGUGAUAAAAAUUUAACAAGAGAAUUAUUAUCUAAACUGACUAAUGCAAUGGAGAGGUUUAUCAGCAAUCAGCAAGUUUUACCCUUGAAUUAUGACAUUACCUGGAAAGGCGUAAUUUCAUCUGGCUCUUCUAGUCAAGACUUUGGUAAUUCUUACUACAAUGAUCAUCACUUUCAUUACUCUUACCAUGUCAUAACAGCCGCCAUUAUCUCUUUAGUCGAUACUGAUUUAAAUGGUGUUACUAAUAACUCCUGGCUAGAAAAUAACAGAGAUUGGGUUGAGUGUUUGAUUAGAGAUUACUCUGGUGCUGAUAGCGAUGAUCCGUACUUUCCUCAAUUUAGGUCAUUUGAUUGGUUUAAUGGCCAUUCAUGGGCCAAGGGACUAUUUCCGAGUGGCGAUGGUAAAGAUGAGGAAUCUACCUCAGAAGAUGUUAAUUCUUGCUAUGCGAUAAAAUUGUGGGGGUUGGUAACUGGAAAUUCUAAGCUGGUCGACAUAGCGAACUUGCAACUCGGCAUCAUGAGAAAUGUUUUUCAGAGCUACUUCCUGUACGAAAGUAAUAAUGCUAUUCAACCGAAAGAAUUUACCAGUAAUAAAGUCAGUGGUAUUCUAUUCGAGAAUAAAAUUGACCACGCUACAUAUUUUGGCAUGGAGCCUCAGUACAUUCAUAUGAUUCAUGCCAUUCCUAUAACAUCUGCAUCUUCAUGGGUUAGAACACCAAAUUUUGUGAAGGAGGAGUGGGAAGAAAAAAUGCAGCCGAUAAUUGAUCAAGUGAAUGACGGUUGGAAAGGCAUAAUCAUGUUGAAUAUGGCUUUGCUUGAUCCAAAAUUUUCGUAUGACUUUUUCAGUCAGCCGGAUUUCAACAAAAAUUUUCUAGACAAUGGGCAAAGCUUAACUUGGUCUUUGGCUUAUUCAGGUGCCUUCUCUUAG
Saccharomyces paradoxus is the source of this 2340-nucleotide messenger RNA. It is a transcript of the gene ACF2, whose product is annotated as endo-1,3(4)-beta-glucanase. Gene Ontology annotation, cellular component: cell surface. Bases 1 to 2340 code for a protein of 779 amino acids. The transcript has a single exon. Gene Ontology annotation, molecular function: endo-1,3(4)-beta-glucanase activity; glucan endo-1,3-beta-D-glucosidase activity. The record is from RefSeq and is a predicted model, not a curated record. NCBI's taxonomy places the organism in Eukaryota, Fungi, Ascomycota, Saccharomycetes, Saccharomycetales, Saccharomycetaceae.